CGUCGGAGGCUUAAACACCAGCUGGAGCUUCGGCGGCAAGUCUGCGUUCGCGUCGGGCUCGUUUUGCGACCAGUUUUUGAGUUGCAUCGCUUAUUUUUCUGGGGAGCUCGCCUUGCUUCGGGACUAUUUGCACGGAUAUUUCAUUUUAUAUCUUGUUGGUCUCUAUAUAUUGACUGCCUUCCCGGUUUGGGAUCCUUCCUUGGAAGAAAACGGAGUCUCUCUGUGGCUGUGCUUCAGGAUUUUACUGCCUUGUUUUUACGCCACUGUGGAUUAUAAUUGCAACAUGACCUUGGAGGAGUUGGUCCCUUGCGACAAUACCGAGAAGAAAAUGAAAUCCGUCUGCGAAGCUGUGGAGCAACUCUUGGUGGCGGCCCAGAGGCAGGGCUGCCUGACUGUCGGGGUCUACGAAUCGGCCAAACUCAUGAAUGUGGAUCCAGACAGCGUGGUCCUGUGCCUCCUGGCGGUGGACGAGGAGGAGGAAGCGGAAGAAAUUGCUCUCCAGAUCCACUUCACGCUCAUCCAGGCUUUCUGCUGCGACAACGACAUCAACAUCUUAAGGGUGUCCGGCAUGGAGCGCCUGGCCGCCCUGCUGGAGGGGGACACGCCGGCCGGCACCCCCAACACCAACGCCGAGCCUCGGGACCUGCACUGCCUCCUCGUGACGAACCCGCACACUGACUGCUGGAAAAGCCAAGGUCUGGCCGAAGUCGCCAGUUACUGCGAAGAAAGCCGAGGAAACAACCAGUGGGUCCCUUACGUAGCGCUGCAGGCGCGCUGAGGCGCCCGGCCCCCGCUUCCUUGUUUUUUUUCACCAAAGUGGAACAAACAAAAGAAGGCGGCUUGAAAAGGGGAAUGUUCGAUAUGUGUGGUGUUUUUGUGUUUUUUAAACCGAGGGGGGGAAAAUUAAAGAACACCGAUCCCGUCAGAACGAGAGUGUGGUGGUGUCAGCGUCGGAUGACUCAGUGGAAUGGGAGGUGAACACAUGAAGGUCCGGAUGCUGCAGGAGGAGGAGGAGGCUGAAGCCGGUGGUGGCUGCAUCAGCUGACUGCCGGGAGAGAAGACUGGAGAGGUUGCCAGGGCAGGCCGGAAAGAAGGGGCCUGCAGGCUGGAGGGGGCUCCUCAUGCCACGUGGGGGACAUGGCACAGCCAGAGAGGUGUACUUUUCCGUGGCUUCACCAAAACCGCAAGAUUAGCUCCCCGGCUGUCUUUUCUCCGGAUGCCUUGCACGCGUGUCUCACGGGAGGCCAAGCAAGGAGAGAACAGACGGUGGAGGAAGCCAGGGAGUGGUGUCCCUCUGGCCAAAGGAGACUCUGAACUGGAGGAGAGAGAACUCUCCAGAGUCCGUUGUCUUAUGCCAAGAGCAAGAGGGAAGAAAAGAAAGGACAGAUGGACUUAACAAAAGACAGUAGCAAACAGACUUUUAAAAAAAACUGGCUGGGUUGCAUUUGAAGAUGCCAUUUCUCCGGAUAAAACCACACGCAGCCUGACAUGCAAAUAUUUUCUCUUUUUCUUGCACUCUGAAAAAAAAAAUAGAGACUCAACUAUAUUCUUAUACUUGUUUUGGAAAUGGCAAUAAAGAAAAUUAUAUUCUGAAAGUAAAA
Molecule: messenger RNA, 1601 nt
Organism: Pogona vitticeps (central bearded dragon)
Lineage: Eukaryota; Metazoa; Chordata; Lepidosauria; Squamata; Agamidae
Gene: GADD45B
Product: growth arrest and DNA damage inducible beta
Biological process (GO): regulation of cell cycle
Cellular component (GO): cytoplasm; nucleus
Source: RefSeq, a predicted model, not a curated record